GUCAUGGCGACCUACGCAAAGACGACCUAUAACGCGGCCAGGUAUGCAGCGAUACGGCCCACAUAUCCUAAACAGCUCUUCGACUUCGUGUUUCAUUACCACGGACUUGGUCCCAAGGCGCGUUGGGGGACCGCGGUGGACAUCGGUUGCGGUACCGGCCACGCUACCGUCGAACUGAGGCCAUUCCAAAAUGUCAUCGGUGUCGAUCCCAGCAGCACCAUGAUAGAGCAGGCCCAGAAGCAUAUCGGCACGACGGCGUAUGCAGGGGAACUUGAAUUCAAACAGUCGGCGGCUGAAGAACUAUCAUUCUUGGAGGAUGGCAGUGUAGACUUGGUCACGUCAGCCCAGUCCGCUCAUUGGCUCGAUUGGAAGAAAGUCUGGCCAGAAGUGGCUAGGGUGCUGAGGCAACAUGGAACACUUGCCGCCUGGGGAUACUCUGAGUUCCGCCUCCCUCGCUACCCUUCUGCGACGUACCUUAUACACGAGUAUUCUCGGGGUACCGAUCCCGAGAAGUCUCUGGGCCCCCACUGGGAACAGCCAGGACGCAGCAUACUCGACGAUCAUCUGGUGGGCGUGCCGGAUCCUGGGUCCGUCGUCCCGGACAAGUUCCAAGACUUCGAACGGAUUUACUUCACUGGCAACUACCACCCUCACUUCCCUUCUCCACGACCAAUUAUUCUGCCGAAGAAGAUGACGUGGGACGACCUGCUGUCCUACCUGCAUACGUUCAGCUCCUUCCACACGCACCAGACUAGGUACCCUGCUGACAAGGAGAACCCACAUGGUGACAUCGCCAGGCGAUUCCGUGACAAGUUGAAGGAGCACGCGGCAGAGCAGGAUAGCAGUGCACUGCCGAAGGAUACCGAUGAAGUCGACGUUGAGUGGCCUGUGGCACUUCUUCUUGCUCGUCGUAAGUAGCAUACUGCUAGCGUAUUACUUUAUUUGCACUCGACCUCUCACCUCGUAAAGGUGUCAAUGAGUCGCAAUAGCAAGUAGUAGUGUCACCUCGACCUGGGAGGGGUUGAUUCAAUAAGAACAGUAGUAUUAGGCUGGCCAGCC
Messenger RNA from Phanerochaete carnosa HHB-10118-sp, 1059 nucleotides. RefSeq lists its product as uncharacterized. The record is from RefSeq and is a predicted model, not a curated record. Lineage: Eukaryota; Fungi; Basidiomycota; Agaricomycetes; Polyporales; Phanerochaetaceae. Gene Ontology annotation, molecular function: S-adenosylmethionine-dependent methyltransferase activity. The transcript has 5 exons. Bases 4 to 918 code for a protein of 304 amino acids.